CCCGGGUUCCACUUUCGCUUUCGGUCCCGGGCCGCCUUGCAGACCGAGGCCGCACUAGGGUGAGCGGCAAGACCCCAACGACCCCAGUUUGAGCAAGAAGAUGACUUCUCUGCUCUCCAGAAGUCCCCUGGCAACUAUGGCGUUUUUACAUUCUAUGCUAUUGAUUCUCUUAACUGUGGCAAAGCCUUCCUGGUGUGAGAGCAGUGAAACUACAUUUCCAAAAGCUAGUGAUGGGACACCAUUUCCGUGGAGUAAGAUGCGACUUCCCGAGCACGUCAUCCCUGCUCAUUACGAUCUCAUGAUCCAUGCAAAUCUCACCACUCUGACUUUUGGGGGCACCACGCAAGUGGAAAUCACAACCAGUCAGCCCACUAGUGCCAUCAUCCUGCACAGUCACCGCCUGCAGAUAUCAAAAGCCACCCUCAGAAGAGGCCCUGGAGAAGGGCAGCCUGAAAAACCGCUGAGAGUUCUGGAAUACCCGCUUCAGGAGCAAAUUGCACUUCUGUCUCCAGAACCUCUGGUUGCCGGGCUCCCUUACACCGUGACCAUUGACUAUGCUGGCAACCUUUCUGAGACCUUCCAUGGGUUUUAUAAAAGCACCUACAGAACAAAAGAAGGGGAAGUGAGGGUACUUGCAUCAACACAGUUUGAACCUACUGCAGCCAGAAUGGCCUUUCCCUGCUUCGAUGAACCUGCCUUCAAAGCAAGUUUUUCAGUCAAGAUCAGAAGGGAGCCAAGGCACCUGGCCAUCUCCAAUAUGCCAUUGGUUAAAUCUGUGACGAUUGCUGAAGGACUCAUAGAGGACCACUUUGAUGUCACCGUGAAGAUGAGCACCUACCUGGUGGCCUUCAUUAUUUCAGAUUUCAAGUCUGUCAGCAAGAUGACCAAGAGAGGAGUCAAGGUUUCCAUAUAUGCUGUGCCAGAAAAGAUAACUCAGGCAGAUUAUGCACUGGAUGCAGCAGUGACUCUUCUUGAAUUUUAUGAGGAUUAUUUCAGCAUUCCAUACCCACUACCCAAACAAGAUCUUGCUGCUAUUCCUGACUUCCAGUCUGGUGCUAUGGAAAACUGGGGACUGACAACCUAUCGGGAAUCUGCUUUAUUGUUUGAUACUGAGAAGUCUUCUGCCUCCAGUAAACUUGGCAUCACCAUGACAGUGUCCCAUGAGCUCGCCCACCAGUGGUUUGGGAACCUGGUCACUAUGGAGUGGUGGAAUGAUCUUUGGCUCAAUGAGGGUUUUGCCAAGUUUAUGGAGUUUGUGUCUGUCCGUGUGACUCAUCCAGAACUGAAAGUUGAAGAUUAUUUUUUUGGCAAAUGCUUUAAUGCAAUGGAGGUGGAUGCAUUACAUUCCUCACACCCUGUGUCCACACCAGUGGAGAAUGCUGCUCAGAUUCGGGAGAUGUUUGAUGAGGUUUCUUAUGAAAAGGGAGCUUGUAUUCUGAAUAUGCUAAGGGACUAUCUCGGUGCUGAUGCUUUUAAAAGUGGCAUUGUACAGUAUCUGAAGAAGUAUAGCUAUAAAAACACAAAAAAUGAGGACCUGUGGAAUAGCAUGGCGACUAUUUGCCCUUCAGAUGGCACACAAGGGAUGGAAGGCUUUUGCUCUAGAGAUCAACACUCCUCUUCAACCUCACACUGGCAACAGGAAGGCCUUGAUGUGAAAACCAUGAUGAAUACCUGGACACUGCAGAAAGGUUUUCCCCUGAUAACCAUCACCGUGAGAGGAAAGAACGUGCACAUGAGGCAACAGUACUACAUGAAGGGGGCUGACGACACAUCAGAGACCGGGUACCUGUGGCAUGUUCCAUUAACAUACAUAACCAGCAAGUCAGACUCAGUCCAAAGAUUUUUGCUGAAGACAAAAACAGAUGUGCUCAUCCUCCCAGAAGAGGUGGAAUGGAUCAAAUUUAAUGUGGGAAUGAAUGGCUAUUACAUUGUGCAUUACGAGGAUGAUGGGUGGGAUUCUUUGACUGGACUUUUAAAAGGAACACAUACAGCAAUCAGCAGUAAUGACCGGGCCAGUCUCAUUAACAAUGCAUUUCAGCUUGUCAGCAUUGGAAAGCUAUCCAUUGAAAAAGCCCUGGAUUUAGCCCUGUACUUGAAACGUGAAACUGAAAUCAUGCCGGUGUUCCAAGGGUUAAAUGAGCUGAUACCCAUGUACAAGUUAAUGGAGAAAAGAGAUAUGAAUGAAGUGGAAACUCAAUUCAAGGCCUUCCUCAUCAGCCUGCUGCAGGACCUCAUCGACAAGCAGACUUGGACAGAUGAGGGCUCUGUCUCGGAGAGAAUGCUGCGGGGCCAGCUACUGCUCCUUGCCUGCUUGCGCAAGUACCAGCCCUGUGUGCAGAGGGCAGGAGGCUAUUUCAGAAAGUGGAAGGAAGCCAAUGGAAAUCUGAGCCUGCCCAACGACAUCACCAUGGCAGUGUUUGCGGUGGGGGCCCAGGACCCUGAAGGCUGGGAAUUUCUGUAUAAUAAAUAUCAAUCAUCCUUGUCUAGUACUGAGAAAAACGAGAUUGAAUUUGCCCUCUGUACCAGCCAAGAUAAAGAAAGGCUUCAGUGGCUACUAGAUCAAAGUUUUAAGGGAGAUGUAAUAAAAACUCAGGAGUUUCCACAUAUUCUUGCAACUAUUGGCAGAAACCCAGUAGGAUAUCCCCUGGCCUGGAAGUUUCUGAGAGAAAAUUGGAAUAAACUUGUACAAAAGUUUGAUCUUGGCUCACCUUCCAUAAGCCACAUGGUAAUGGGAACAACUAAUCAAUUCUCCACAAGGGCACGACUUGAAGAGGUAAAAGGAUUCUUCAGCUCUUUGAAAGAAAAUGGUUCUCAGCUCCGUUGUGUCCAGCAAACAAUUGAAACCAUUGAGGAAAACAUACGUUGGAUGGAUAAGAAUUUCGAAAAAAUUAGAGUGUGGCUGCAAAACAGAAAGCCCGAAUUGCUAUAACUGCUGAUUGCCGUGAGUCCUGUGAUCUGUAAUCACUAAAAGUAUGUCAAAUGUGGAAUAUUUUCAAUCUAGAGAUGACUCUUGGUGUCCACUAAAUGGUAACAAAUGGUAGAAUUUGUUCUACCAUUUCACUCUGUGACCAUAUCUUGAAGAAAAGCUGACUGCUCUUCCCCCCCCCUCCCCAGUGGGUUAUUGCUACCAUGUGUUUUUAUUCAUAGCAGUUGUUCCACAACCUACACAACCUAAACUCAAAUGGUACCUUCCCACACUACAGGGGACUAAGACCCAAAAAGUCCUCACUUAACAUCAUUGUAAGUUCUUAAACUGUACCUUCAAGAGAAAUAAUUAGAACCACUUUACCUAGGCUAAUUGGUGAAUAACAGGAGUUAAGUUUCUAUAGCAUAAUUUGUAAUCACAAAAACAUCACCAUAAUUCCAAAUACCCGAGCACUCCUAAUAUUAAGCAGUAAUUUGUAAAGUUCAUUUUCCAGCCUGUUGAUUCCAACUCAGGUUGGAAUCACCUGGCGGCUCAGAGUGCUUGAUGGGAAGCACACAGCCAGGAUACCCGCCAGUCACAGGGCACACUCACAGCCAAACCACACUCCGACUAGGACACAUUAGAUACAAAAAUGAACAUCAAAUGCAUAUCCCACAUAAAGUGUGAAGAAACGAGCACCCAGAGAACACCCACUCAGAAGUAGGGUGAAGGUGUGCAAAUUCCACUCAGAGGCCUACAUGGGGAAAUGAUCCCCUCCCUUCCCCAGGAAUGUUAUAACAAAAUGACAUUGAAUGAAGUGAGUAGGGACCAGCUGUACCUAUUCUCAUGUAACAUGUCAUGACUAAACCCUACAGGUUUCCUACAAGUUUGUUUUUCAUAAGAUGUUUCCUCCCUUUCCUUGGAAAGCUAACGAGAGCAAUGAGUACCUGCAUCGGUAACUAAGGCAGAACAGGCCUGUGCAGACUUCUUGUUCAUCUUUGCACCCUGCAGGGGGAAAUCAGAACUGAGAAGGGAGUAGAUGGGGCUGUCUUUUUUUCUUGCUCCCUGGCCUGUUGCCUACACUGGCACCCCCAUGACAGGCCACACAGCCUUCUCCAUCUCUGGGUUCUAGUAAAUAAUUCCUUCUUUCGUACCUUAGGGAGAAGUGGGAACCUGGCUCUAACUAGUCCUGUGUGUACAUGUGGUUUCCAUAGAUCCUGCUCAUACGUUUGUAAAAUAUCCAUCUGGAACUUUCCUCAGAUGAUCCUAAUUGAGUGGUCAUGUUUUCUCAGGGACAGACUCUGAAGUGUUCUCCUAAAAAAGGCAGAGUACUUUCAGUUCUAGAGAAACCUUUCAUAUGAUGUUGAACUUGAAAGUCUUAGGUAGGUGAAGUUUAUUUUCCCUGCACCAUAUUUGUUCUCAUUCAUAAUUUUCAAGUAACUGAUUGCUUACUUUUACCAAUAAAUUGAGUUAUAAUAAGGGGUAGUAUAGUAUGAAACUAAAAAGGUUUGUUUAUAUUGUAGCAAGGACAAUAUGUUGUUUUUGAAUUGUCUUAAUGUUUUGAAUGUUGCAAAAUGGGAAAAGGUCAGUGAGUUCCAAUACAUUGUACAAUGGACAGAAAUGCUUCCAAUUUUAAUACAUAUUGCAGGGUUUAAUGGCUUGAGAAAUAAAAAACAAAUUGAUUAUGCCUGGGCAUUUUCCUUCUUAAAAUUGUACAAAGCCAAGAUUCAUGUAAAAUGUUUUUAUUUAUAUUUUACACUUUGAUUAAUGCUUUUUCACUUGAUAACCAGAGGGGCCUACCUGCAUUUGCUUUUGGAAAGUCCAUUUUCUAAGACACAAUAUUGUCACAACAAUGUACAGAAACCCUUUUGGUAAUAAAUUUUGUUUACCUUUAAGUAGAUGUUUGUAAUUAUUUCCUCCUAAUUAAGCUGAUAUAACUAAUUUAGAUCUCUAGUUUACUCAAGCCAUUAAUUACCAGAAACAUUUCUACUAAAAUAUUUGGAGACCUUUAACUGUUUACUUUUUACAGGCACUAGUUAAAAUACUGGAUUUUGGUAAGUACUUAAAAAUACUUGUAUGAUGCAAUAAUAUAAAACACUUUAUACUACCCAAAUGGACAUUCUAGAUAGAUAAGGCAUUUUUAUUUCUCUAAUACUCUGAAAAGGUCUGUUUGGUUACCAGAACAAUGGCUUAUAGUUACUAGAUUUAGAGCUGAGUAACUAUCUCCAAUGGCAUAGAGAUAGCUUCUAGAAUUUUCUAAAAUCAGCACAUAUUUAAAGAAUUUCAAACUUCUCCCACUUUAAAUGCUAACAAAAUUUGCCUAUCAGUGUAACCUUUAUUCUUCCCCAUUAGACAGUAUUGCAGUCAGUCAGCUAAGAAAGGCUGUACUCUCUGAAAUAAAUUCCAAAUCAGUUUUAUAUUACCGAUCUUUCUGCAUUCACUAGCAGGAAAUAAAGAUGAAAUUAAAUAUUAAAUGCUAUCUACAGUAGCAGUACUGUAUUCAUAAACCAUUCAAAAUUAGGAUAUUAGAAUCGAGUUUUUAAAUUGCUGUGGGGGAAGGGAAAACAUUUAAAAUUGCAUAUGUAUUGUCUUGAAGGAGCAAUUUGCUUUGUACUAGGUAAGCCAGCUGGGUGCUGUGCAGUGCAAGGUCAGUGUGGAAGCAUCUCUCAGCAAAUCCUCAAAAAAGCACAGCAAACUGAGAUCAAGCCAUGUGAAGGUCAUUGUUUUAUUUCUUCUCGGAACUUGCUAUUCAGGAACAGUCUUCUGCUGACUUGAUUCAAGUCUCAGGAUUUCUGAUUAUAAGGUACAGAAAUCCUAACUCGUGGCAAAGAAGAGUUCACACUGAAAAGGGAUACAGUGCUUCCUGGUCUGUCCAGGUUAUUAAUUUAUUAUUAGCAGCCUAAGAGAAGAUAUGCGCUCAAUGUACAAUGUUUUUUUGACUUAUGAACAUUAACUCAAAGCGUUCAAAUGCCCAAGGGCAGGGCUAAUAA
Messenger RNA from Condylura cristata (star-nosed mole), 5895 nucleotides. RefSeq names its product endoplasmic reticulum aminopeptidase 1 (gene ERAP1). Gene Ontology annotation, biological process: peptide catabolic process; proteolysis. NCBI's taxonomy places the organism in Eukaryota, Metazoa, Chordata, Mammalia, Eulipotyphla, Talpidae. The record is from RefSeq and is a predicted model, not a curated record. Bases 101 to 2929 code for a protein of 942 amino acids. Gene Ontology annotation, molecular function: peptide binding; zinc ion binding; metalloaminopeptidase activity. Gene Ontology annotation, cellular component: cytoplasm. The transcript is spliced from 19 exons.